GGAGGAGCUGCUGGCGGGGGAGGACGAGGAGGAAGAGGAGCCGGGCGCGCUGCUGCUGCUCUCCUCGUCCUCCUCGCCCUCCCAGCCGCUGCCGCUGCUGCCGGCGUUGGGCUCCGUCCUGCUCUCCCCUGCCUUCGAUGCUGAGGAGGCGGCGGCGGUGGCGGCGGGGGGGGGAGCAGCGCUGUGCGGGGCGGAGGAUCCUCAGGGCAUGAUGGCGGCGAUGCUGUCCCACGCCUGCGGCGGGGGGGCGGCGGGGCUGAACGGCGAGCAAGCGGCCCUGCUCCGCAGGAAGAGCGUCAACACCACCGAGUGCGUCCCGGUGCCCAGCUCCGAGCAUGUGGCGGAGAUCGUGGGGCGACAGGGUUGCAAGAUCAAAGCACUAAGGGCCAAGACAAAUACUUACAUCAAGACCCCUGUUCGUGGAGAAGAACCCAUCUUUGUUGUCACUGGCAGAAAAGAGGACGUAGCCAUGGCCAAAAGGGAAAUCCUUUCAGCUGCUGAACACUUCUCCAUGAUCAGAGCCUCCCGCAACAAGAAUGCUCCCAGCUUGGGGGGUUUGCCGUGUACCCCCAACCUCCCGGGGCAGACCACAGUCCAGGUCAGGGUGCCUUACCGGGUCGUUGGCUUAGUGGUAGGACCUAAAGGAGCUACAAUCAAAAGGAUUCAACAGCAGACCCACACCUACAUCGUCACUCCCAGCAGGGACAAGGAACCUGUGUUUGAAGUCACAGGGAUGCCAGAAAACGUCGACCGGGCGCGGGAGGAGAUCGAGAUGCACAUCGCCAUGAGGACCGGCAACUACAUCGAGCUCAACGAGGAGAAUGAUUUCCACUACAACGGGACAGAUGUCAGCUUUGAAGGAGGCCCUCUGGGAUCUGCCUGGUUGGCUUCUAACCCCGUCCCUCCCAGCCGGACCAGGCUGAUCUCCAAUUACAGAAACGACAGCUCCAGCUCCUUGGGAAGUGGCUCCACGGAUUCCUAUUUCGGAAGCAAUAGAUUGGCUGAUUUCAGCCCGACGAGUCCCUUUGGCACAGGGAAUUUUUGGUUUGGAGAAACCUUGCCACCUGUGGGCACAGAAGACCUCGGGCUCGACUCUCCUGGGUACGACUCCUUCCCGACUCCUUCCCAAACCAUUUGGACCCCUUUUGAAGCUGUCACCCCCCUCUCCAGCUUCGGGAGUGACCCUCUAAACAACUCCAAGCCUCACCGCCGAGAGAGCCAACCCUCUACACCUCGCCUCUCCCCAACCUUCCCUGAAAACUUGGAUCACCCUCUGGCAAGGAGAGUGAGGAGCGACCCACCCGGAGCCACCCACCAAGCCGGGCUUCCCAUCUACAUCCCAGCUUUUUCCAACGGUACCAACAGUUAUUCCUCUUCCAACGGGGGCUCCACUUCCAGCUCCCCCCCGGAGUCAAGGAGGAAACACGACUGCGUCAUCUGCUUUGAGAGCGAAGUCAUUGCGGCCCUGGUCCCCUGUGGCCACAAUCUCUUCUGCAUGGAGUGUGCCAAUAAAAUCUGUGAGAAGGAGACACCCUCCUGCCCCGUUUGCCAGACCCCUGUUACUCAGGCAAUCCAAAUCCACUCUUAAACAAACAAAUCAAUAGAUAGAUAUUAUUAUUAUAUACGGACUUUUUAAAAACCAAACUCUUUAAAAAAAAAAAAGGCAUGGGUGGAAUGGUUACCUUCUUAGUAAAACUUCCUGAUGAAUUAUUUUUCUUUCCCUGACUCUUGGGCUUUCUUGGGAUUAGGCUGAAGUUGUUCCUCAAAUUUCCACUCUCUGGAAAGGCUGCUACGGUAACACUAAACCUCGGUGGGCUCAGUGUAAGCAGAUGGCGUGGGGAGCAGAGAUCCAGCUGGUGGUGGUGGGUGUGCUGGCAAGCUGGCAUCAAGGAGACAACAAAGAGAAGGAAAAAAAAAACAAACAAAAAAAACCCAACCAACCUCAAAUUUUCCAGUUUUUUUUUUUUUUCCAAAGGAUCUCUGGGAAGCGUUCGGACUUCUGCGCGCCGGCAGCACCCGACCUCGUUGCCUGACUGCAGGAGUCCUUCCUCUGCCACGGAGGGGUUUGUGGCAUUAUCCACAAUAUCAAACCAACACUUCCAAUGCUGCCUUCUUUACACUGCCAGUUUAAAAAAAACACAAAAAAACAGGAAAAAAAAAAAAAAACACACAAAAGAAACCAAGAACAGGUUUGGGGAGAUUGAUUUUUCGUGUUGUCUGACAACUUUAUGCCUAAUUCUUCAGCAUUGCAAAUACCUUUUUUGGUUUGUGUUUUUUUUUUUAUUAUUACUUUAAAGCAUAGUUUGAUUUCUUGGCAGGUUCAGGUAAUAAAUUCCAGGGAGGGAAGAGAAAAGCUGCCCACCACCACCUCCAUGUCACCCCAAAGUGUUCCAGGGCAGGAUGUUCAGAGGAUCAGGAACGGCAUCUCCGUUUGUAAAUUGCUUUUCUUUAAUGUGAUGGGGAAAAAAAAAAGUCUUGGCUGGCUUCAUCCUGUUUCAGUAAGAGCUCUGGGAUGCAUAUAUUUUGACUUAAAAGAGUGAGGAUGCUGACAUUCCGAUCAAGCUGUUCUUAAAUUACAUUUUUACUGAGUCUCCAGUUGCAAAUGUGAAGCAUUUUUACGUUCAGUCCAUCUUUGUCUUGCACAUAGAGAUUUUAUUUUUAGUAAGGAAAAGGAAAAAGAAAAAAAGGGGGAAAAAUGGGGGGGGGAGGGAGAAGGUGUGUGUGUGCCCUUGGAUUGUUCCUGACAGCAGCUGUGGCCCUGCAAGCAGUUUACGUCAUUUCAAGAGUGUCUUUCCAGGCAGAAGGAAAAAAAAAAGAAUAAUAAUUUUUGAAUGUGCUUCUUACAUUUCAACCUGUGGAUGCUUCAAGCUCUUGGGGAGUUUUUUUUCUGCCAUCUUCAGUUCCCAAAUCUGCUGGUAUAUAGAGAAGACACAAACAAAAGUGGAGUUCUGGUGGAUUUGUUUCUUCUAUCAUUUUUUUUUUUCCUUGAAGCAUUUUUUUUUUUCCUCAGUCUAACAAAAAAAUGUAAAAAAAAAAAUUAUAUGUGUACGGAACUGCUAAAUAGAAAAAACUUUAUUUUUUACUUCCACUUGAAGAAAAAAAAAAAAUCAACAAAAAAGUUACAUUUCCUCUCAAAGUUUACAAACAAAGGUUUUUAUUUUCUGCUCUCAGAGUUGCCCUGAGGGCACCUGAGGCACCGCCGGGCUUUCAGGCGAGGUUUUGCUUGUAGAAUUAGUUCCAUGUCAGUAUUUGAAAUAAAAAAAACCUUCUCCUCUGGCUGCAGCCCUGCAGGGAAGGAACAAAACCAACCCCAGGUUCCCCUCACGCAUGUUUUUUUUUCUAUUUUCUUGCCUCCUACAACUCCAAAGCCAAGGAAACUCUGCAGCCGGGGGGGUUGUCUGUACCCUUUCUAGCAACCACCAACUAAAGGAGGAGGAAACUCUCCAGCUAGUUUAGUAUUUGCUAAUUUUACUACUUUUUUUUUUUUGUUAUGUAUAUGUAGGGAGGUCGUAGGGAUUAUAAAUUUGAGUAAAAGUUUAAAGAAAAAAAACAAAAAAACAAAAAACAAACCAUAUAUUUUAUGAUAAAAGGGCCUUUAACUUAUGAUGGCCAAAGCACUGAUAUUAUAUAUUUGCUGUAAAGAGAAUUAUAAGAGUUUUAUUUUUCUGAUAUUAAAAGUUACUUAAUAAAGACUUGUUUCCAUUAA
Molecule: messenger RNA, 3706 nt
Organism: Calypte anna (Anna's hummingbird)
Lineage: Eukaryota; Metazoa; Chordata; Aves; Apodiformes; Trochilidae
Gene: MEX3C
Product: mex-3 RNA binding family member C
Molecular function (GO): RNA binding
Source: RefSeq, a predicted model, not a curated record